This is a messenger RNA of Rhagoletis zephyria (snowberry fruit fly), 726 nucleotides long. RefSeq lists its product as uncharacterized. The record is from RefSeq and is a predicted model, not a curated record. NCBI's taxonomy places the organism in Eukaryota, Metazoa, Arthropoda, Insecta, Diptera, Tephritidae.
AUGGAUGAAGUCAUCAUUGGAUUAGACUUUUUAUUUGAUCAAGGUAUGGAGAUCGACAUGAAGAACAGGAUUAUGAAGUACAACAACAUGGAAGUGCCCCUUGGCUUUGGGUAUGAUGGUCCGUACAGCAGCAAGCGAGUGGUCCUAGAGGAAAGCGAGCAGAUUCCACCGAAGUCAGAAGCAGUUGUGUGGGCGAAGAUUAAUGGAGAUUGUGGGACAAACAAAUUAUGGGUUGUCGAAGCAACACAAAAUUCUACACCGGACGUACUUAUUGGUAAAACCCUGGCUAAGACGCAAAAAGAUGGACGCACCGCAGCUCGAGUGCUAAAUGAGUUCAAAUCACCAGUCAAACUCCGAAGAGGAACUGUACUGGGGCAAUGUCGAGAGGUAGAGGCAAUCUUCAACUGCGAAAAAUUACCUGAAAGCGAUUCCAUUGGCGGGAAUGACAUUGCGGAAGACAUCAAUGCAUGGACGGAAGGGUUGGAAGAAAAAUACCAGCACAAGGCUAAGGAACUUCUCCGCAGAUACUCCAACAUAUUCGACAAGGAUGGCGACAAACCAGGCUGGACUAACGUUGUGAAACAUCGCAUUGAUACUGGCGAUGCAAGGCCAAUCCGUCAAGCUCCUCGGAGUGUUCCACUUGCCAAACGUGAAACUACCAAGAAACAAGAUGAAGGUGGUCCACUUGGAAAGGCGUGCAGCGUUUGGAACCGCAAGUGUGCCUGA